This is a messenger RNA of Cryptomeria japonica (Japanese cedar), 3296 nucleotides long. Its product is annotated as copper-transporting ATPase PAA2, chloroplastic. Gene Ontology annotation, cellular component: membrane. NCBI's taxonomy places the organism in Eukaryota, Viridiplantae, Streptophyta, Pinopsida, Cupressales, Cupressaceae. Bases 207 to 2909 code for a protein of 900 amino acids. The transcript has 18 exons. The record is from RefSeq and is a predicted model, not a curated record. Gene Ontology annotation, molecular function: P-type divalent copper transporter activity; copper ion binding; ATP hydrolysis activity. Gene Ontology annotation, biological process: monoatomic cation transport; copper ion homeostasis.
UGAACACAAAUUCCCCGCAUGAAUUCAAGCGCGGAUUAGAGGUUGGAUUUCAGGUUCCCGAUGGUUGGGUCGUAGGAGGACGCGUGGCAGCUAAGCAUUGUGCAGAGUGAAUCACUGUUCGAACAACUUUAUUUUCUCUGUUUUCCCAAAACUCAGAUCUUGAAUAUCCGGGCGCGCAGGCGACUGGUUGUAAGAUUUGCCCCAAAAUGGCGCAGCAGAUGAUCCUGAGCCAUUUCGCUUCUCCGAAAACUAGUUACACAUUGUACGCAACUAGAACUGGAAAUCGGAAGCCUGUGCACGCCAAUUUGCUGCUCAAAGCGCAGGUGCAGAGCCGUUUGGUGUGCCGCUCGCAGGCCAUCGACACCGGCCUUAGCCUUUCGGACAUCACGCCCAUCCAAUUAACCGCCUCGAAACCGGCCUUGAACUCCGUGGUACUAGACAUACAAGGCAUGAUGUGCGGGAGCUGCGCUGCGCGGGUUCGCAGCCUCCUGGCUGCAGAUUCCCGCGUGGAGUCCGUUGCGGUCAACAUGCUCACUGAAAUGGCGGCUGUCCGUCUCAAGACGGACGCGCUCGAUUCUAGUGCUGUAGCUGAAGAGCUUGCCUGUCGUUUGACGGACUGCGGAUUUCCUUCCAAGAAACGGGAUCCUGGCUCAAAUACUGACAAUUCUGGGAAGAAAUGGGAAGACAUGGCGAAGAACAAGGAGGCGGCAUUGCAGAGGAGCACUACUAAGCUGGCCUUUGCUUGGACUUUAGUGGCAUUGUGCUGCGGCACACACGGUGCUCAUUUCUUGCAUUCCAUUGGCAUUCACGUAACUCACGGUUCAUUAUGGGGAAUCUUAGAGAAUGCAUACGUCAAGGGUGGAACAGCUCUGGCAGCACUCUUAGGUCCAGGCAGAGAUUUACUUAUGGAUGGAUUUAAAGCUUUUAUACAGAGAUCCCCAAAUAUGAACUCACUUGUUGGAUUUGGAGCAAUAUCUGCUUUUAUGAUUAGUGUUGUUUCUUUGGCAUACCCUGAUCUUAAUUGGGAUGCUUCAUUCUUUGAUGAACCGGUCAUGCUACUGGGGUUUGUCUUAUUGGGACGCUCUUUAGAGGAACGUGCAAGGCUUCAAGCUUCAAGUGAUAUGAAUGAACUUCUUUCUCUAGUAUCUUCACAGUCACGUUUGGUAGUUCCUGUGGAUGGUGAUAUGGAAUUGACUGAUGAGGUUCUCCCUAAGGAGGCUGCCUGUUUUGAAGUACCGACCAAUGAAAUUCGAUCUGGAGAUUUUAUUUUGGUUCUUCCUGGCGAGACUAUUCCAGUGGAUGGGAAAGUGGUGGCAGGUAAAAGUGUUGUGGAUGAAUCUAUGCUGACUGGUGAACCUCUUCCUGUACGAAAAGAAUGCGGCCUUACUGUUUCUGCAGGAACUGUCAACUGGGAGGGACCUUUAAGGAUAGAAGUUGCAACAAGUGGAGCCAUGUCAACAAUUUCGAAGAUCAUUCAAAUGGUUGAAGAGGCCCAAGGUCAUGAAGCUCCUGUCCAGAGACUAGCUGAUGCAAUCGCUGGACCUUUUGCAUAUACUGUCAUGGCUCUUUCAGGAGCAACACUUGUAUUCUGGCAUUAUUUUGGGUCAAGCAUUUUCCCUAAUGUGUUGCUUAAUGAUCUUGCUGGACCUGAAGAAAGUUCGCUCCUCCUAAGCUUGAAGCUUGCUAUUAAUGUGCUAGUAGUUGCCUGCCCAUGUGCACUUGGUCUUGCAACUCCCACUGCUGUCCUUGUCGGAACCUCCCUUGGAGCAAAGCGUGGGCUUCUGUUGCGAGGAGGGGAUGUACUUGAACGUUUGGCUGGUGUAGAUAUAGUUGCACUUGAUAAAACAGGAACUCUUACUGAGGGAAAACCUACUGUUGCUGCUGUAAUUGCAUUGCAUUAUGAUGAGGAAACGAUACUAAAAUUUGCUGCUGCAGUUGAGAAAACAACCAAUCAUCCUAUUGCAAAAGCCAUUAUAGAUAAGGCAGAGUCUUUGAAUUUGGACAUUCCUUUUACACGAGGACAACUUACAGAGCCAGGGUUUGGUGCUCUAGCUGAAGUAGAAGGAGCUCUAGUGGCUGUUGGUUCAAUGGAAUGGGUGCAUGGAUGUUUCAAUAAACAAACUGGAACAUUUGAUCAUCAUGAUCUUGAAUAUCGUAUAAGAGAAAUAUUUUUGAAUGAAAAACAGUCUUCUUUGGAGCAAUCAAAGUCAGUGGUUUAUGUUGGGCGAGAAGGAAAAGGUAUCAUAGGAGCGAUUGCUGUAGCUGAUGUUUUGCGUGACGAUGCAGAGGCUACAGUUCUCAGGCUUCAGAAAAUGGGAAUAAAAACAAUUAUAUUGUCAGGAGACAGGGAAGAGGCAGUGGCAAGUGUAGCUGAAAUGGCGGGCAUUAAGAACAGAGAACAUGUUAAUGCAUGCCUUAAGCCCCAUGAAAAAAGCAGUUUUAUAUCAUCGUUGCAAAAGCAGGGGUACUCUAUAGCCAUGGUAGGAGAUGGGAUAAAUGAUGCACCAGCCUUGGCACUUGCUGAUGUUGGAGUGUCUUUACGAUUACAGGCAAGAGAGGAUGCUGCUUCUGAUGCAGCAUCAGUAAUACUCCUUGGAAAUAGACUUUCACAGCUACUAGAGGCUAUAGACCUUUCAAGGGCAACAAUCAACAAAGUCCAUCAAAAUCUGGCUUGGGCGAUUGCAUAUAAUGCAUUUGCAAUACCCCUUGCAGCAGGUGCUUUACUUCCAGCACUUGAUUUUGCAUUGACGCCUUCAAUGGCAGGUGGUAUGAUGGCCUUCAGCUCGGUAUUUGUUGUCACCAACUCCUUGCUUCUACAGUUUCAUCAUAAAGGCAUACCUGAGAACAAUAACCAGAGUUUGGACCUUUUCAGAUACAAAUCCAAAGGGACCCAAGAAAUCACACAAUGACUGAUUCAUUUAUCACGAUUGCAUAGCUUUCUUACAUUUAGAACUUAAUAAUAAUCAUUCAUACCUAAUAGCAUUUGCAUUUCGCUCUGUGUGAACAUAGGUGUCCACAUGCAUUUGUCAAGAUUAGAGGAAGAAACAAAUCCGUCAGUCAGUCAGAUAACUGUUUACAGCACAUAAGUAGCUUUGGAAAGAAAUACAUUUUCCUUCUUGAGAAAGAUGAUAUCCAUAUGCAUAUAAUGUUGUACGAUUGAUUGGUAUAAAGUUCUUAUUUUCUAAAACGUUCAUUCUCCCUACUCUGUGUGUCCUAUAUGGAAUUCAAAUUGAGGAGGGCAAUGUUUCAUCUAUUUUACUACAUGCAUUAAUAAGAUACUGAGAUCGUGAUUAUUA